UCAUAAAUUAAAAAAAUAAAAGCCUCCAUCUAAUCAUAAAUUCAACUGCUUAAAUUUCUGGAAACAGAUAAUGAUGAUCAGAAUUCCGCAUCGAUAAUCGGCGGAAUUUUGGUUCUGCAAAUGAAGGAGAAACAAUUUUCCGGCCCUCAAUUCCAGUCGCAGAGCUCCAAAUCCCGGACUGGUCAGCUUUCCGGUGCCCUAAACAAGCGGAAUCCAGAAUCUGAAGUAUCGUACAACUAUGUGAAAGCCGCUGUCAAGCGAGUUUCCGGAUUCUUCAAAUCAAUUUUUGUCGGUCGGAAGAAGGUUAUUGCGGAUCGUUCGGUGAUCGGCGCCAGAGAAACUAACAAUUCUCGCAGAGAACACUCCUCUUAUUCCACGGGAAGCUACGGUAGGAGUUCGUCGCCUUUCAAAUCUUGUGGUUCGUAUGGUUCGUACGGUUCCUCCUCUAGCAUUCCAAGCGAGUUGUUCGCAUCUGCGGGUUUCUCCAUUGAAGAAAUUUACAAGGCGACGGAUAAUUUCUCUGCUGCGAAUGUAAUUGGGGCCGGAGCAUUUGGAACGGUGUAUAAAGGGAAGCUCAAAGACGGGUCUCUUGUUGCCGUGAAGCGAGCCAAAAGGAAUGUGCACGAGAAGCGUCUGCAGACGGAGUUCAGGAAUGAGAUUCAAACUUUGUCAAGGAUCGAGCAUUUGAAUUUGGUCCGUCUGUAUGGCUAUCUGGAGCAAGGAGAUGAGAGGAUCAUUAUUGUCGAAUACGUUGGGAAUGGAAAUCUUCGGGAACAUCUCGAUGGCAAGCGAGGAGCCGGCCUUGAGAUUGCAGAGCGGCUGGACAUUGCUAUUGACGUUGCUCAUGCUAUCACCUACCUUCACAUGUACAAUGAUGCUCCAAUAAUCCAUAGAGAUAUAAAAGCCUCAAACAUCCUAAUCACGGAGAAACUACGGGCAAAAGUGGCAGAUUUUGGGUUUGCGCGCCUGGUUGCAGAAGAUUCUAAUGUUACACACAUCUCAACACAAGUUAAAGGAACAGCAGGAUACUUGGAUCCUGAAUACCUACGGACUUAUCAGCUCACCGAGAAGAGCGAUGUAUACUCCUUCGGUGUGUUGCUUGUAGAGCUUAUGACAGGAAGACACCCAAUUGAAACAAAAAGGGAGAUCAAAGAAAGAGUAACUAUUAGAUGGGCAUUGCAGAAGCUUAAAGAAGGAGAAGCUGUGAUCGCCAUGGACCCUAGACUGAGGAGGACUUCUGCAUCCACAGUGGCCAUGGAGAGCAUACUCAAAUUGGCUCGUCGCUGCCUCGAUCCUUUGAGACCAUCCCGACCAUCCAUGAAAGACUGCAGCGAGAAGUUAUGGGGAAUUCGGAAGGAAUACAGAGACAGAUUAUUAUCAUCUUCCUGCUCAGCGCUUCAUUCAGCCGAGUUUCCAGUUCAAGAUGCAAAAAAGAACCUUUAUGUUGCUUUUGGCAUUAAAGAGGACGAAGAUUUGUACAGUAAAUUCAUUUCUGCGUAAGUUACCAACUUGUGGGCAUUCCUCUGGAGGGGUGAAAUUCUUCUCUUUUACCUCUUUCUGCAGUAUAUUAGCAGCAGUUCCCAUAAUCAAUUUUUAUUGUAGUGUAAUGUAAUGAAAAUGAUACUGAAUUCAAUAUCAAUUCUAUAGUUUCAAAA
Molecule: messenger RNA, 1655 nt
Organism: Momordica charantia (bitter melon)
Lineage: Eukaryota; Viridiplantae; Streptophyta; Magnoliopsida; Cucurbitales; Cucurbitaceae
Gene: CRCK1
Product: calmodulin-binding receptor-like cytoplasmic kinase 1
Biological process (GO): protein phosphorylation
Molecular function (GO): protein kinase activity; ATP binding
Source: RefSeq, a predicted model, not a curated record